AUGUCCUCACGGCGCAGCUCAUUUCGAAAACGACAAAAGCCUCCUUUCGAACGAUUCAAAGAUAGAUGUCGACAAUUUACAGCUUUUAUGUUUAGUAAUGUCGGCAUCAUACUCCUUGUUAUAAUCUAUACCAUUGGAGGUGCCUUUAUUUUCCAAGCAAUCGAAUUAUUCGAAUACGAAAGACUUAGCACACAUAAAAUUAUAAAGCCUAACAUUACGGGGAAGUGUUUGCAGAAGAUCUGGGAUAUAACUGUAACAAACAUAAGUUUCUUUGACAACACUUAUUAUAAGGAAAGAGUAAACGAAAUUUUACUGGAAUUCCAACGUGAGAUUGCACAUGAAAACUUGAUUGAACCAGAUAUUGACAAACAAUGGAGCUUCUCGGGUGCCUUCCUCUAUUCACUAACCGUUAUAACAACCAUAGGAUAUGGAAAUAUUUCACCGAAAUCGGAUUGGGGCAAAUUAGUCACAAUUUUAUAUGCAAUAAUUGGUAUGCCGCUUUUCCUUUUAUACUUAUCGAAUAUAGGCGAUGUUCUAGCUAAAUCUUUCAAAUGGAUUUACUCCAAAGUUUGUCUAUGUCGCAUUUGUCCGGGUGUUGCACGACGUCGUAUCAUACGGGAACGAAGAAAACUGCGUCGGUUGGCUAUAUCUAAAGCGCUUCAAGACAUGGAAAGCCGUCGGGAUACGAGUAGCAGCAGUGAUAGUCGAAACAGUAACAGCUCAUCGAGCAGUUACUACAGUGACGAGACUGAAACUUCGACACAGAGCAUGAGUGCGUUGGAAAACUUUGAAGUAGAAAAUGAUUCCGAUAUUGAAAGAGAAAUACGAAUGAAUACUGACGAAAUCACUGUACCGCUAAUGGUUUGCGUAGUCAUUAUGAUUAGUUAUAUAUUAGCUGGAGCUAUUUUGUUCAGCCGUUGGGAGGCAUGGGACUAUUUGGACGGCAGCUACUUUUGUUUCAUAUCAUUAAGUAGUAUCGGUUUUGGGGAUUUGGUGCCAGGUGAACGGGUGAUUACUGCCGAUAAAGACAAAGUUGAGGUUAGUUUUAUACUUUGUGCUGUCUAUCUCCUACUUGGUAUGGCGCUUAUUGCUAUGUGUUUCAAUUUAAUGCAGGAACAAGUCAUUCACAAUGUGCGCGCCAUCAAGCGAGCUUUCAAAUCCUGCUUCCGUUGCCGAAGAUGACAUUACAUAAGACACAUUUGUUGUAUGUGUAGUAUAAUAAAUCGUGAUAUUAAGUCGAAAAUAGGUCUAGC
Messenger RNA from Zeugodacus cucurbitae (melon fly), 1253 nucleotides. It is a transcript of the gene sand, whose product is annotated as TWiK family of potassium channels protein 18. The record is from RefSeq and is a predicted model, not a curated record. Lineage: Eukaryota; Metazoa; Arthropoda; Insecta; Diptera; Tephritidae. Gene Ontology annotation, molecular function: potassium ion leak channel activity. The transcript is spliced from 8 exons. Bases 1 to 1182 code for a protein of 393 amino acids. Gene Ontology annotation, biological process: stabilization of membrane potential; potassium ion transmembrane transport. Gene Ontology annotation, cellular component: membrane.